Boeremia exigua is the source of this 880-nucleotide messenger RNA. Its product is annotated as glutathione S-transferase kappa 1. The coding region runs from base 142 to 819 and encodes 225 amino acids. Lineage: Eukaryota; Fungi; Ascomycota; Dothideomycetes; Pleosporales; Didymellaceae. The record is from RefSeq and is a predicted model, not a curated record. Gene Ontology annotation, molecular function: glutathione peroxidase activity; glutathione transferase activity. Gene Ontology annotation, biological process: glutathione metabolic process. Gene Ontology annotation, cellular component: mitochondrion; peroxisome. The transcript has 5 exons.
UGAUUGGGAACCGAAGUUGGAGCAACGUUCAUACCUCGGCUCCGCACGAUCAACGUCUGUGCAGCCCAAGGACUACAAAGACAGAAGACCGACAUAAGUAAUCAAAAAACAACUGUUUUACAUUGGAUUGAACUUGCGAAUAUGUCUGGCAAGAUUACGUGCUACCUGGACUGUGUGUCACCUUACUCCUACUUUGCCCUGCUUUAUUUGGAGAAGAACAGACAAGCACUUGCAUCGCACAAUGUAGACAUCGACAUCAUCCCUGUCUUCCUUGGCGGCAUCAAUGUCGGCAGCGGCAACAAGCCACCGUGGACGCUCCCCGCAAAGGCCGCGUACAGUGGUUUUGACAGCGCGCGAGCAAAGCGAUACUUUGGCGCAGAAGACGUGAAGACCCCGGACUUCUUCCCAAUCUUAUCACUUCUCCCGCAGCGUGCCUUGGGUUUCGUCAAAGAGACUCACCCGGACCUCUUCAUUCCAACCUUCAUUGACAUAUUUGACGCAAUGUGGAAGAACGGCAAAGACGUCAGUGUCCCUGAGACGCUUGCCGAGACACUCCAGUCGCGCUUCACCCCUGAGCAAAUCAAGAUCAUACUGUCCUCGGCCAACAGCGCGCCGUUCAAACAGCGACUGAACGACAACACAAAGGAGGCCCUCGACAAGGGUGCGUUCGGAUGCCCGUGGUUCUGGGUGCGUAACGCAAAAGGAGCCGAAGAGCCAUUCUUUGGAAGUGACAGAUUUCACUACAUGUGGGAGUAUCUUGGGUUACCUUGGAAGGAUGUGGAGCUGGAGCCACACACCACGCCGAAAGCGAAGAUUUGAGCGGGCGAAAGGGUGGAGAGUCACAGAUACUGGAGCUUGUUGGAUUGGCGGUUAGACUCGC